UUCCUACUACCAUAUCUAGCUACCAAGAAACAUGAAACAUCUUAUAUCUGUUUGUAUCACUAUCUUUUGGGCAUGUGCAUACCCAACCAUGUCUCAAAAGCUGCAUGAAUCAUCAUCGAUUGUUGAAGCACAUCAACAAUGGAUGAUGAAGUAUGAACGCACAUACACAAACAGUUCUGAGUUGGAGAAACGUUUUCAAAUAUUUAAAAGUAAUUUAGAAUACAUAGAGAAACAUAACAAUGCUAGUAACAAGAGUUACAAGCUUGGCUUAAAUCCAUAUUCGGAUUUAACUAGUGAAGAGUUUAUUGCUUCAUACACUGGACUCAAAAUACCAAGUCAAGUUUUUCCCUCCAAAAUGGAGUCGGUUCCUAUACUCUUCAACUCAAAUGAUGAUGUUCCAACCAACUUUGAUUGGAGACAUCAAGGAGCGGUCACAAAUGUUAAGAAUCAACACAAUUGUGGAUGUUGUUGGGCUUUUACGACUGUGGCAUCUGUAGAAGGUAUUGUUAAAAUCAAAACAGGUGAUUUGAUCUCAUUGUCAGAGCAACAACUGGUUGACUGUGAUCACCAAAACAACGGGUGUAAUGGUGGUUCUAUUAACUCUGCCUUUGAAUCUAUAAUAAAAAAUCAAGGUAUUCUUAAAGAAACUGAUUAUCCUUACCAAGGAGUUGAUCAAACUUGCCAACUAAAUGGUCAGAUACAAGUUGGAGCUCAAAUAAAUAGUUAUGCGACUGUAACUCACAAUGAUGAACAACAAUUACUACAAGCUGUGGCACAACAACCAGUAUCAGUUGCAAUAUCUGUAGGUGAUGAAUUUAAGAGAUACAUGCAAGGGGUUUACUCAGGAUCGUGUGGAACCACUUUGAACCAUGCAGUUACCAUUGUUGGUUAUGGGAUAAGUGAAGAAGGGAUGAAGUAUUGGUUGGUUAAGAACUCUUGGGGUGAAAACUGGGGCGAGAAUGGUUACAUGAGGGUGCUCAGAGAAAGUGAUGAAACCGAAGGUCAAUGUGGCAUCGCUAUGCUAGCUUAUUACCCAAUUAUAUAGUAACUUUAUGUUCUUGUUGUCCCGUUUUAAUAAGUUUCCUAUUAUUAUGUUCUUAGUUCCUUUACUUAGAGUACUUGGUUGACUUCUUCCUGCUUGAUUAUAUUGUAUUGAAAUUCAUCUAAGUUAUAUCAAUUAUGAAAAACUAAAUAUUA
Messenger RNA from Vicia villosa (hairy vetch), 1197 nucleotides. Its product is annotated as zingipain-2-like. Bases 32 to 1045 code for a protein of 337 amino acids. Gene Ontology annotation, molecular function: cysteine-type endopeptidase activity. The transcript is spliced from 2 exons. Gene Ontology annotation, cellular component: lysosome. NCBI's taxonomy places the organism in Eukaryota, Viridiplantae, Streptophyta, Magnoliopsida, Fabales, Fabaceae. The record is from RefSeq and is a predicted model, not a curated record.